AGGGGGUGGUCAGUUCAGAGAGCCAGAGAGUGAGCUUCGUUUAUCGCCAAAGCUCUCUCUCUCUCUCUCUCUAUCUGCCUCUCUUUUUGGUGUUGCGGCAACAGCUGCUCGCCAUUUAUGGAGUCAGUUGUUGUAGAUUCUUUCGCCGCGUCGGUCGCCCAGUCGCAGUCGCAGCCGCAGUUGCAGUCGCAGUCGACGUCGGUGCAACAUCCCAGUAACUGUGCCAUAUAGAAUCGGAAUCGGCAGCUAUAUAGUCAUCGCAAAAGUAACGAGCUGCAUGCAAAUCCCAAAAAAUCAAAUACACCAAGAGCUGGCCAGCUGCAAACUGGUCGCCUCAGUUAGCCACCUAAUGCAGUUUCGGCCGCUUGAAUUUGGCCAAGUCGUGCCUACAACACGCUAGAUCGCAUACAACAUAUAACAUAUAACCCAGGGCCAACCAGUCGUCGAUCCAAAGCGAUUGCAAUUAAAAACGCAUAGAGCCGACUGGAAAUCAUGUACGCGCUGAAAUUCGAUGGCUGCAUUCGCUCGAGGUGGAAAAAAACAGCUUAGCGUGCUCUAAAAUACAACAAAAGUGUACAUAGCCAAGCACGAAAUAAAAAAAUAACAAAAAAAAACGAGAAAAAAAGUGUUAAAAAUCAAAACAAACUUCACAACUAAGUGUGCCAACAACCGCAGCAGAAACAACAAGUGUAACGAGUAGCGAUCUCUGGAUAGAUUUUGUUUUUCGUUCGGUCUCAGAUACGCAGAUACGCAGCUCUCUCCCUUCUUAGUUAGCCUCCAAUUUGGAUCCGUAGUGCCCAUUAAUAGAUUUAGGCUUACCCGAAGUCGUACUGUGAAAAAACCUCAAUUAAUAUGCAAAAAUUCACAUGACAAUAUCUGGUUUUCUCACAGACUCAGAAAGUCACAAAGCAGCAGCCGUAUAAGAACAGAAGGAGAGCGAGAUCGAUAUUAAGAUCGAGAUAUGAGCGCUGCGAACUCGCACUCUUUAUGUUCGUCCAGGUCCACCUUUAAUUCAAUCUCUCACGGUCGGUCUCUUUGCAAGCCCCAAACCCCAAACCCCAAACCCGAACCCCUGUAAACAAUUGAACGCCCACGGAAUGGCGCCAAAACAUCAAUCAAAGCCAAAGAAAACAAACUGAACGAUCACUCGACUCGACGCUACUCGAUUCAUUAUGGGCGGCUAAUCCCACGCGUCAAAGUUCUGCAGUUUAUCAGUGUUCCCGUAAAUUGGGAAAUUGAGCGAUGACGGCUGUGUAGUCACCACAACUUUUGCCCGGCGUUUGCCAGUACGAUUCUCGGUCUUCGGAGGUCUUACACAAAUUACGUUCAGUUCAGCCACGUGAAGCGCUGGCUCUCUACGUAAAUGCGAGCAGAUUAGAUUACCCCUGGAUACUCCCUAUCAAUAUAUGUAUGUGGCUCUUUUGGCCAUAUGUCCAGCGGUCGGCUAUCGACGGCGAGUAUCGCUGAGCCAAGAAGAUCGGACCCGAUAGAGCUGGCCAAUUUGAUUCCGAUUUCAGGCCAGGGCCACCCCAGCCCUUGCCCUAGCGCGUCUAGCCAUUCUGGCCAUUCUAUCCCCCGCAGAUGUAGAUUGUGCACGCGUUCACCUAGCUGUAUCUGUAUCUGUAUCUGUAUCUGCAUCUGGCCGAGUACCUGUAUCCCAACCUGUGCCGUAUCUCAUCGCGCACACACAGCCUAAACAUCUGAAUACUAUGAGCAAACUUGCCUGAUAUUAUCUUAUCACAAAUUAAUUGGUCGCCAUGACAACGGCCAAAGGCGCAAAAGGCCCCAAACCCGAAAGCCCCCGAUGAGAUCGGCCAGCGGGACUGGCCAAAAGCCCCUAAUCCGCUCUUUGUGCCAAAGUUAGAUUCACUCCUGGUCCCGUUCCUGGCGGGGCUUUCAAUGGAAAUGCACCUGCCUUUAUAAGGCUAAGCGCCUUAUAUACGCCCCAAAAGUAUCUCACGGAUUGGCGACAGCCCACCAGACCGUUAGUUUUUGCCGCAGCGCAUUUUUGCUGUUGCUGUCGCACUCGCUGCCACAGUCGCAGUCGCAGUCGCAGCCGACGUUGCUGCCGCUGGCAGUUUGAAAAUCCGUGCGAGAAUUAUCAUCUGGCAAACAGUUCUUCAUACCGGAUUAGAACGGACGUUUUGCCCAGUCCAGCUCGCGUUUUACUUCCAUUCUGCAUAUUUGUAUCUGUGCCAAUUUGGAUUUCGGCUUCGGGCUUAGCACCGCUCUGUUUUCUAUUCCCCGCGAUUCGGCCUUGUCAAUCGAUCGAGUGAAAAGUAUCCCCUUCAAGACUUAAUAUUUAAUGAGCCCGCCUUUCGCGCAAUCCUGUGUGUGACUUUGUACUAUGAGCAGCAGUGUGUGUCCAGGCAGUAAGUAACUUGGGCCACCGAGUCCACUAGGUCGAGGAUAUAUAGUUGUAGGACCCAGUUCCAAGAGUCCCCCAAAUCCAGAGACGUCAGCGGCUGCUGGCCGCCUUUUAUCUAAACAAUUUAUCGAUUUUCGUUUAGAUUACAACGCGUGUGCCCCCGCCCCUGUACCUGCCCCUGCCACCCAUUCCGCUCCACUUUACUCCCAUGGCUGCUCCGAAAAAUAACACAAACGAUAAGAUACACCCGACCCAUUUGAAUAAGCGCAAAUAUACUGUCCCCAUGUACAUGGAUCUCGUACUGCUCAUAUGGGUACACACCGUACCGUAUACUAUAUGGCAGUACGGAUUCGACUACGGGUACUCACUUUCCGUACUUUCCCUGGCUAGUUUUUGUUUAUGCCCCACUCGGGCUAUUUAUAUUAAGUGUGCUGAGCACACAUGCUGCCGUAUCUUGUGCGCUGUAUGAGAGUGUGUGUAUGUAUAGGCCCGUGUGUGUGUGCAUGUGGGGCAGUUUAUCAUUACGCACUAAUUGUGUGAAAUCAAUGCCGCAGCCAGAUAAACAAACUAUUGCACAUAAAUGACAAUUAACAUAAUGCCACCAAAGUAAUCCGAAUUUGUGUGACUUCAUUUGCAAAAUAGCAAAGGCAACGGCAAAGGCAAAGCAAGAGCCGAAAAACAGAACAAAAUAAACACAAAAGAACAAAAAGGGAAUAAACAAAGUAUAAAGUACAGCGAAAAGCACAAACAAUGAUAAUUUCCAGCCAGCCGAAUUUGGCUGGAUCGGCGACGACCACGACCACGACCACGGCCACUAGUGCUCAUAUGGGCGAGGAAAGUGUCCCCAUUCCUGGCACUUGCAAUUGCGGGGGAGUGGGCGUGGUGGCUGCUGCUCUGGGCCCCAGACAAUCCCCAGCUCCAUCCGUGGAGCCAACAACAACGUCCACGGCCACAUCGAAGGCACCAACAUCUACGGCACCAGGCAGAGAUUCAUUAACGCGUCCGGCCUCCGAGUCCGAGCUAAAUGUGGGCACAGGCACAUCGGGCACCAGUUCAUCCGGCGGCGGGAACAGCCGUCCAGGUCACCGCAAGUCAUCGCUCGCCCUCGCCCUAACCCCGGAAGAUGAGCCGAUGGACGUCUACCAGCGAAAUCUCAUGGACCUGAAGUAUCCAACCGUACUACCACCGAAUCCCCCACUUAAGGCCCUCCUGGUUUUCCACAAGUCGGACAGCAUCUGCGAGGCGAUCACCGCGGCCUGCCAGCGCCACCAGCUGGACGUCACGCUGGUCAAGUCGAAGGAGGAGGCUCUGGACACCCUGCAGAAGUCGUACGCCAGCGCCCAGUGCUACCAUCUAAUCAUAAUUGAUGCGCGUUCCACCAAGAACCUGGAUGCGGAGCACAUUGCGAGAACCAUACGUCACACACACGGCCACCAUUUAACGACAAUAAUUGCAGUCUGCAAGAAGAGUUUCUUCGAAAAGGAUGAUGUGCUAAUUGCUCUAUUGGACGCUGGCGUUAAUAGAUGCGUAGCGGAGACGACCAACCUGGCCAUGUGCAGUGUGGAACUGAAGCAGAUACUGCACUCCAUCAUCCGGCCGCACAAUGUCAUGUCCACUCAACAGGCCCUCUACACGGCUCUCCACCGGCUGAAGGAGGUGGUGCUCAUCACGGACGACUUGCUCCGGAUCCAGUACGCGAAUCGUGCCACCGAGAGGCUGCUCAACAUGCGGCUGGACGAGAUCAUUAGCAAGCAGCUGGAGGACAUAUUCGUGUCGGACCUGUCCACCAUCAGCGAGCAGUGCAAGAACAUCAAGGAGUUCGACGGCAUCCUGACGGUGCGCCGCAAGAGCCAGGAGGGGAUACCGAUGCACGUGCGCGUGGUCCCAGUGGCCUGCAUCGGCAGCGCCCCCACGCACCUGAUUUUCAACUUUGAUGUGCCCGGCGGACAGAUGGACUUCAUAGCCACGCUGCCGCAGCCCAAGGAGGCACCUCGUGGCUCCCUGCACUCGGUGAGGCGCUGCAGCUUUGAUGUCCGCUCCAUUGCCUCGGACGGAUUGCGGAGGACCAGUCUGGCCAAGCUGACGUCCCUGCCGCUGGAGGCCCCCAUCACUAAAAUAAUCAAUUUACUAUCACAAGUACAGGAGAAUUGUUCGGCCGAUGAGGCGCGGCUCAUAGACAAGGUCUUGGAGUUCCUGAAGCGCGAGGGACUCUACAGUCCACAAAUGAAGGAGAUCCGGACGGACGAUCCCAUAGCCACCGACCUGAUUGGUGCCCUGCUAACAGGACCCAGCGUGUACUCAUCGCGCCGCAGCUCGAAUGACUCCAUCAUACGCACCGGCAGCUCCACAAGAACUGCCACGAUUGUGCCCGCCAAAAUGAAGUCCAAUCCCAUCAUCAUGGAACUACUUGACGAAUCUCUCAGCUGGGACUUUGAUAUUUUCAAAUUGGAGGAGAUCACCGACUACCACCCGCUGCUCUAUCUGGGCAUGGAGAUGUUCCGCCGCUUCGACGUCUUCGCCACCCUGAACAUCGAUGAGAACGUGUGCAAGGCCUGGUUGGCCGUGAUCGAGGCCCACUACCGAAAGAGCAACACAUAUCACAACAGCACCCAUGCCGCGGAUGUCAUGCAGGCCACUGGCGCUUUCAUCACCCAGCUGUCCAACAAGGACAUGCUAAUGAUGGACCGCAUGGAGGAGGCAACUGCCUUGAUUGCAGCCGCCGCCCACGAUGUGGAUCAUCCUGGUCGCUCCUCCGCCUUCUUGUGCAACUCCAACGACGCCCUGGCAGUCUUGUAUAACGAUCUGACGGUCCUGGAGAACCAUCAUGCGGCCAUAACCUUUAAGCUUACUCUGGGCGACGACAAGAUCAAUAUUUUCAAGAACCUGGACAAGGAGACGUACAAGUCGGCCCGCAGCACAAUCAUUGACAUGAUCCUGGCCACCGAGAUGACCCGGCACUUUGAGCACCUGGCCAAGUUCGUGAGCGUAUUCGGCGGAGAGGAGCCCCGUGAGCACAACUCCCAGACGGAUGAGGAAACAUCGAUACUCAUGCGCCGUAUGCUGAUCAAGGUGGCCGAUGUGAGCAAUCCCGCCCGACCAAUGCAGUACUGCAUCGAGUGGGCCCGACGCAUUGCCGAGGAGUACUUCAUGCAGACGGACGAGGAGAAGCAGCGACACCUGCCGAUCGUGAUGCCGAUGUUCGAUCGGGCCACCUGCAGCAUACCAAAGAGCCAGAUCGGCUUCAUCGAAUUCAUCAUACAGGACAUGAUACACGCCUGGGAGAGCUUCAUCGACAUGCCUCAGCUGAUCACCUACAUGCAGAUCAACUACUCGCAGUGGAAGAAGUACGACGAGCAGGGGGUCAACACCCUGGCGGAGAUAAUGGCCAAGCAGCCGCCGGUGGGAAAGAUGGCCAACUCCAAAUAGCAUACGGCCUUCCGGAGAUUGUUCUCGGGUCUACUGAAGCCACUGCCGGCCCAGGCGCCGGGCACCUCCACGAUUGGCGAGAACGAGAUGGAGGACGUGCUCUAGUGACGGCGUCGAAGGUCCUGCGACGUCUGACUCCGGACCCGCAGUCUCUCGGCCUGAUCCUCUCCUCUCACAGAAGUCGAAGCUCAUCCCGGUUUGAAACCCAACCGCAACCCACCGCUCCCCGGACUGCCCCACACAUAUCUCUCAACGGACCAACGGACUGGGCGGGGGCCGGGACAGAUGGGUGGCUGGCUCACGAAAAGCGGUGCCAAGCGGUGUCACAAAUGCGGUAUCAUACAACACAAAACAAAACAAAACAAAGCAAAACUAACUAAGGCAAACAAGUAAACAAUUAUUGGGCUGGACUCAAAAUUAAAUGUUUAAGAUGCAUCACAAGAAGCGAACUUUCUAUUUCUAUAUUAAUAUACCAUGUGAGUCUGUGUGUGCGUGAGUGUGUAUGUCCCCUCCAUCCCCUCCAAGUAAAUGUGUAUGUGUUUAGGCUAACCACAAGCAGACUAGCAUGCUAGCAAGCUAGCCGACUAGCAGACUAGCCGACAAGCAGACUAGCAGGCUAGCAAGAAUCCCACAGCAUAUUGACCAGAAUAUAUGGCGUGCGCUCAACUGUACCUGUCAACGGUAUAACGUAUAACAGUAUAACGGUCUUGGUAACCCUCUAGCGGUACAUAUACCAAUACAACAAGCAUGUAGUUCUCUCCCAUCAUGAAGACAAUCUCUGUUAAAUACUGCAAAGCCAAGUAAAUAUAUAUUUUAAUUGCUGUCCAAGUCAGAUUUGGAUUUGGAUUUGGACUCGGAUCGAGUAGAAGGCCAUAGCUAGACGAAGACUAUAUACAUACACAUGCAUGCGAGAUCGCGGCAAGCACUAUAUAUAUAUAACAUUAACUACUAUCACUAUAGACUAGCUAACAACUACAAGUUAAACAAAACUGAAACAAACUAAUUCGAAUCCACUCUUGAGACAUAUGAAAUCCUAUGGGGCCCCUUUUACUACCUAAUUAUCUAGUUAACUAUUUUCCUAACUGAAGAGGAACGAGGAAGAGAGACGAUGAUGAGCUAUCCUAACUAAUACUAUUAAUGUUGUUUAGCUUUCUAAGCAUACGGUAUGAGAAAUCAAACUAAACGCAAAUGUUUAACAAUUAAGUGAAAUCCUUUUUGAAAUCUUUUUAUCUAAUUGACUGAACAAAUUACAUAUACAUAUAUAAACCAGAUCUAUUAAUACGAAUCGAUAAUACGUUCUUGUUAUAACUAAAAAAAAAGGAAAAUGGAAAAAGAAAAUGAAAUGGAAAAGCAAAAUAAUAUAUACAAUAUACAUAUAUACAAUUUAUACAACUUUUACGAAGCAUAUUAUAUAUUUAUAUAUGUCAUACGAUAUCGGCAUUCAUUCACAGAGUUACAGUAAUUUGUAUGUGUUACCGUUACCAAGGUGUUAAAUCCCGUGCUUCAGAAUGUUUUGAUAGAAAUUAUAUACACGUAUACAAGUCCCCCGACAAGUCCCGACCUCCUGAACUGUCCCUUGGCAAAGUCCCUUGGUCUAGUUAGUCCUCCCCUUAAAUCCACACUUUCCGUUCCCACACUUCGUAUCACUACUGACCGACCACACCACAUUAAACCGAAAUAAAACCAACAAAUCUGAGCGAUAGGAGAAUAUAAAUGUAUAUGCAUAUUCAAUGUUGUUAAUAUGUGUGUGUUUCAAUUGUAUGUAUUGGAUUAAAUCGCGUAAAUUGCAAAUGAAAAACAAAAACCAUUUACAUGUUAUGAAGAAUAUAUGUAUACAUAAAUAUAUAUACAUAUAUAGAUACGGUACUACUAUAUGUUUCUGAACACAAAAAUGAUAAAUCUUUACAUACAACUAUGUAUAUUUGUUACUACAUCUGUUUGCUCCUUGCAGGUUAAGGAUUAUAAAUGUUAAGAUUUAGUCAAAUUUAUUGUAAAAACCAAACAAACACAACAACCAACAACACAAACAAGAAACAAAAACAAAAUGCAAAUAAUACAAAUAAAAAUCCAACAAAAUGGAAAUUAUCUACA
This is a messenger RNA of Drosophila eugracilis, 7885 nucleotides long. It is a transcript of the gene Pde8, whose product is annotated as high affinity cAMP-specific and IBMX-insensitive 3',5'-cyclic phosphodiesterase 8. The transcript has 17 exons. The record is from RefSeq and is a predicted model, not a curated record. Gene Ontology annotation, molecular function: 3',5'-cyclic-nucleotide phosphodiesterase activity. Bases 3119 to 5794 code for a protein of 891 amino acids. Gene Ontology annotation, biological process: signal transduction; positive regulation of ERK1 and ERK2 cascade. Lineage: Eukaryota; Metazoa; Arthropoda; Insecta; Diptera; Drosophilidae.